Aspergillus alliaceus is the source of this 1639-nucleotide messenger RNA. RefSeq names its product peroxidase. The transcript has 3 exons. Gene Ontology annotation, biological process: hydrogen peroxide catabolic process; cellular response to oxidative stress; response to reactive oxygen species. The annotation marks the transcript as partial. Gene Ontology annotation, molecular function: peroxidase activity; heme binding. NCBI's taxonomy places the organism in Eukaryota, Fungi, Ascomycota, Eurotiomycetes, Eurotiales, Aspergillaceae. The record is from RefSeq and is a predicted model, not a curated record.
CGUGAAGAUGGCCUAAGCCCUUUAGAAAGCACAUGUGUUUGCUAGUCGAAUCAGAAGGAUCAUGAUGUGAAGUUUCCAUAAAAGGCUCCGAAUGAUAUGGGUUCUAAGCCAAAGGUCGACAGAGGAGCCACGGACGGGAAGUUGACAGCAAUCCAAGCAAGAGCCAAUGCGCAGUCAAGCAUCCCCUCCGACUGCGACUAGAGCUGCAGACAAUGCGGAGAGACGUUGCUGAGUAAAAAGCCUUUGGUCCAGACGGAAGGUCCAAACGCUCUCUGAUUGACACCUUUCGUCAUGGCUGCUAGAACCGCUUCCCGGGCCUUCCUCCGCUCGACACCGGCCACUUCUUCCUUCAGACCUGCUGUCCGCAGCACUCGCUUCGCUCUUCCCACUCAAGCCUUCCGCGCUUCGGCCCGUCGUGGUUACGCUUCGGAAGCUGGUGAAGCCAAGUCCAGCAACACCCUUCUCUGGGCUGGUGUCGCCCUUGCCGGUGGUGCCGGUGCAUAUUUCUACCUCCAGGGCGGUGAUUCUGUCAGCUCCAAGAACUUUGUUCCCACCAAGGAGGACUACCAGAAGGUGUACGACGAGAUUGCUCGUCGUCUCGCCGAUGAGACUGACUAUGACGACGGCAGCUAUGGACCGGUCCUCGUCCGUCUGGCAUGGCACGCAAGUGGCACGUACGACAAGGAGACUGGUACCGGAGGCAGCAACGGUGCCACGAUGAGAUUCGCCCCUGAAUCCGACCACGGUGCCAACGCUGGUCUCAAGGUCGCCAGAGACUUCCUCGAGCCUGUCAAGGCCAAGUUCCCCUGGAUCUCCUACUCCGACCUCUGGACUCUGGCUGGCUCCUGCGCCGUCCAGGAGCUGGGUGGCCCUACCAUCCCCUGGAGGCCCGGCCGUGAGGACAGGGACGUGGCCGCCUGCACCCCUGACGGCCGUCUGCCUGAUGCCUCGAAGGAUCAUCAACACGUCCGUGACAUCUUCUACCGCAUGGGAUUCAACGACCAGGAGAUCGUGGCUCUGAUUGGCGCCCACGCCCUCGGCCGCGCUCACCCUGACCGUUCCGGUUUCGACGGCCCCUGGAACUUCAGCCCGACUGUCUUCACCAACGAGUUCUUCCGCCUGCUGGUCGACGAGAAGUGGCAGCAGAGGAAGUGGAACGGGCCUACUCAGUUCACCGACAAGACCACUGGAACCCUGAUGAUGUUGCCCGCCGACAUGGCUUUCAUCAAGGACAAGGCGUUCAAGAAGCACGUUGAGCGCUAUGCCCGCGACAGCGAUGCUUUCUUCAAUGACUUCAGGGAUGUCUACGUCAAGCUUCUCGAGCUCGGCGUUCCCUUCACCAGCAAGCCCGAGGACCGCUUCGUGUUCAAGACCUCUGAGUAAGCGGGUUCGAUGCCCUGAUGUCGCAUGCUUUUGGUUGGAUUUGGUUACAGCGCACUGCUUUUCCUUUUUUUUUCUGUAUUGAUAUCCGGCGUGUCAUUUUAGAUACUGGCCAUCAGAGAUGGUGUCUUCGUCGUAUUACUUUGCCAUGUAUAUGUGGAUAUCCACCCGACAAGUGUGUGGAAGUUUGGUAGAACAGGAUUUAACUUUUGAAUCAGACAUCUUAAACAGACUCUUCGUCGAAAAUUCUUUCCGUAUA